Molecule: messenger RNA, 354 nt
Organism: Sphaeroforma arctica JP610
Lineage: Eukaryota; Ichthyosporea; Ichthyophonida
Exons: 2
Source: RefSeq, a predicted model, not a curated record
CACACAAGCGCUGGACCCACAGCAGCCGACGCUUCAAAGUCCUCCGAACCGCCAGGCGGCUCAAUGCCACACACACAGCCACCAGAACUAACCACCCCUUCAGCAGAGACCCAGGAUGGCGAAGAGAGUACAGGGCCUAAGGCGGACAACAGCACUGCGAUGGAGCCAGAUAGUGCACACUUGAACGUCCGCACCUUAUCGGAGCACCUUGGGGCGGGCGAAGAUGUCGGGACUAUCAGUGAGACGAGCAUUAAUCUGCAGGACACGCCUUCGGAUAUGUGCAACUCAGUAGACAGUGUCACUGCCACCUCACCAGCCGAGAGCGCGCCCAGGGAGAGGCGGAGUGGCAGGUAG